CUUGGCUGCAGUGUCCAGAAAUGUUAUCAUUAUCAGAAAGAGCCGGAAGGUUGAAAUUGAUAUAAUUUAAUCAGUUCUUGAAUUAUUAUUGCACGUGCAAUAUUCGUGGAUAAUAUCGCAAUAGAAUUUAUUGGCUGUUAAAAAUGACAUUAACAAACAGUAUCGUAUUUUAUCACUUUUUGUUUUUAAAUAGUUGAUUGUUAAUUAAAUAAAGGAAGCAAUGUAAUUUUACUUGUGAAUUUUUUUUUCAACUUAUGUUGUCCAUCGUUUGUUUAAUAUAAUAUAACGACGAUUUAAUUUAUUUUUUUUUUCCGUUAGAAUUAUUUACACUCGAUGACGUUACCCGAAAUUGAUCAUAAUAAUACAGCACAAGGAUUCAGAGAAGGUGCUAUAGGUUUUGUGGCUGGAAGUGUUGGAGCUGUAGCCCUUGUUUAUGUGGGACAACCUUUAGACACUGUUAAAGUACGUAUGCAAUUAGAACCUCAAGCUUACCGUGGAAUGGUUGACUGUGUACUUUCAGUAAAAAGGCAGGCUGCAAAAUCUGUUCCACAUUACCCAUAUCGAGCAUUUGUAAGAGCAUUGUAUGUUGGGACUACACCAGCUUUAGUCGCUAAUGUAGCAGAAAAUUCUGUUCUCUUUGCAACUUAUGGUGCUUGUCAAUCUAUAGUAGCACAUACAUUAGGAUUACCUGGAAUUGAUCAUUUAAGCCCUAUGGCAAAUGCUGUUGCUGGAAGUUUUGCAUCUUUUUUUUCAUCUUUUACACUUUGUCCUACAGAACUUAUAAAAGUUCGGCUUCAAGCAGCUGAUACUUCUAAUGGUAAUGGUAUGAAAGGUCAGAUAAGUGCAGUACGCGUUAUUCAAGAAAUAUUUAAAACUGAUGGCUUUAAAGGUUACUACCGAGGAUUUGGAUCAACAGUAGCUCGUGAAAUGCCUGGAUAUUUUGUAUUUUUUGGAGCAUAUGAAGGAACUCGCAAACUACUUUUACCAUCAUCUACUGAAGGUGUUCCUAAUCAACAAUGCAGUCCUCUAGCUACAAUGGCAGCAGGUGCAGCAGCAGGAGCUGCUCUUUGGACAACUAUAUAUCCUGUUGAUGCAAUUAAAUCACGAAUUCAGGCUUGUUCUUCUGAUAACAAAAUUGCUAAGACUACAACAGGUUCAAGAAAUAAUAGUGUUAAAACUCCAUUUUUUGGAACUGUGUUGAAAGUAAUACGGCAAGAAGGCAUUGGGGCAUUGUAUAGUGGUUUAAAACCAACAAUAGUACGUACAAUACCAGCUUCUGCGGUUAUGUUCCUUGCGAUUGAGUAUACUAAAUCAUUUUUGAACAGUUUAUUUUGAUAUGCAUUUGCUGUUAUAAAUAUUAUCCAUUAUCUUCCAUUAUCUUUAAGAAUUCUGUUAUUUUGUUACCUAAUUAUUAUUAUGAAUAAUACAUGUAGCUAUUAAUAUUAGUUAGCUAAUUAUUAGCAUACUUUUAAGUUUAUUUUUUUUAGUAGUACUUUGUCAAUGACAAUGAAAAUUGACAAUAAUUUAAUUAAAUAUUAAUAGUAUAUAGUUAAAAUGUAAUCAUUUUUUAAUUAAUAUAAAUCAAUUUUUUUCCUUAA
Molecule: messenger RNA, 1598 nt
Organism: Daktulosphaira vitifoliae (grape phylloxera)
Lineage: Eukaryota; Metazoa; Arthropoda; Insecta; Hemiptera; Phylloxeridae
Product: mitochondrial ornithine transporter 1-like
Exons: 1
Coding region: 334-1335 (333 amino acids)
Biological process (GO): mitochondrial L-ornithine transmembrane transport
Molecular function (GO): L-ornithine transmembrane transporter activity
Source: RefSeq, a predicted model, not a curated record